Messenger RNA from Trichogramma pretiosum, 1592 nucleotides. Its product is annotated as neuropeptide CCHamide-2 receptor-like. Gene Ontology annotation, cellular component: membrane. Gene Ontology annotation, biological process: G protein-coupled receptor signaling pathway. The transcript is spliced from 7 exons. Bases 208 to 1404 code for a protein of 398 amino acids. Lineage: Eukaryota; Metazoa; Arthropoda; Insecta; Hymenoptera; Trichogrammatidae. The record is from RefSeq and is a predicted model, not a curated record. Gene Ontology annotation, molecular function: G protein-coupled peptide receptor activity.
UCCACUGAGGAGCAAUUAGUCAUACUUUUUUUAUCUUUUUCCAUCGAUAGAUAAAAGAAAUUAGAUAUACGUCGACAAUUUAAUUGAGUUUUGUUCCUGAACUUGUUGCAAAUUUGAUACUAUCGACUUAAUUGAUGAAAGACUAACGAGUUUCAAGACACCGUAGGAGAACAAAACUUCAUACAGCUGUAUCGGUUCAACUUAAAGAUGUACAAUAAAUCAUGGUCUCUCAACAGUAGUCUAUUAAACUCGGAAAGCUUUGACGGCUACGAAGAGGAAGAUGACGACCAGUACGUGCCGUACAACGAGCGGCCCGAAACUUACGUGGUGCCCAUACUGUUCGUGCUGAUUCUCAUCGUCGGCGUCGUGGGCAAUGGCGUGCUGGUCUUCACGCUGGUGCGCCAUCCCAAUAUGCGAAACAUCCCAAACACAUAUGUGCUAUCGCUGGCUCUGGGAGAUCUUUUGGUGAUCUGUACCUGCGUCCCGUUCACGUCGGUGCUUUACACUAUCGAAUCUUGGCCAUGGGGUCUUGCCGUUUGCAAGCUAUCCGAAUUCGCCAAGGACAUCUCCAUCGGCGUUUCCGUUUUCACUUUAACGGCCCUGGCUGCGGAGAGAUACCACGCAAUCGUGAAUCCAAUUCGACGCCACGUGGCAGGUUUAUCGGCCAAACCGUUGACGAUCCUGACGGUGACCUUAAUCUGGCUGCUGGCCACGGUGCUCGCUCUGCCCGCGGCGCUUUUUUCUCAUGUGCCAGUGGAAAUCUUGAAGGGUAACCAAACCAUCUCCAUCUGCAGCCCUUUUCCCAAUGAGUUUGGUGAAAGUUAUGAAAAAGGAAUGGUGCUUUUCAAAUUUUUGGCUUAUUACGCCUUGCCACUCUGCAUUAUAUCGGGAUUCUACUGUGGUAUGGCUCGUCACCUGGAACUCUCCACAAGAAACAUGCCAGGAGAGCAACCCGGAGUACCGCAUCAGUGCGAGCAAAUACGAGCUCGAAAAAAGGUCGGAAAAGUGGUUAUAGCUUUUGUGAUAAUCUUCUUCGUCUGUUUUCUACCCUACCAUGUAUUUAUGCUGUGGUUUCACUUUUAUCCAUGGUCUCGAGAAGUUUACGACGAAUUCUGGCAUGCCUUUCGUAUAAUUGGCUUCUGCCUGAGUUUCAUUAAUAGCUGCGUCAAUCCAAUCGCAUUAUACUGCGUUAGUGGAACAUUUAGAAAAAGAUUUAAUCAAUACUUAUGUUGCUGUCUACCAAGUGUAAAGAGGACAGCCAAUGCUCAGGGAAGAUUUCCAAGAACCAGAGGAGAGGCAAGUACAUUUUACGAAACUAGCUUCAAUUCGACAUAUCGAAGACACACGCAAGAGCUAAAUUCUAGUACUCUACUGAAUUUCUCCGUUGAAAGUAAGAUUGUGUGAGACAGGCUGUUCUAGUCGUUCGUGCAAAAUUAUAUAAAUUUCAUUUAAGGCUUGACAUUUAAAAUAGAUUCAAAACUAAUAAUUUAAGAGUAUAAAUGUCUAGGACUAUACUUACUUUCACAUUCUCGAAAUUCUUCACAACUCAAUACAGCAUGUGAAUAUAUUUCUAAUAAUUUUUAAACAAAUAA